AAGGAGGAGGAGGAGGGGGAGGAGAUCUGUCGACCUUCCUGCCUUGCUUUCGUGCUGAGUCUGGUGAGUGAGAAUUGCGGGGGCGAGGGAUGGAGCAUGUACGUGUCUCGGGCAUGCCAAGAAGCGAGUUCCCGAGGUUCGCCUCGUGGCGCUCUGCUCUUGCCGUGGCCGCCAGCAUCUGAGGCACGGGACCUCGUCGGGAUGGCCAGGAUCGAGCAUGGCCUCGAGCAAUCUGGGGUCCCGUGCAAGAAGAUGCUCCCAUGCACGCAGUCCCCACCGGCAACCGGCGGCUGAAGAAGCAAGGCCCGUCCUCGGGCAAGAAAUUUUCUCAUCCUCGUGAUUCAAGUUUCGCGCCCACUCUCUCUCUCUCUCUCUCUCUCUCUCUCUGUCCUGCUGGUGAGUUAUGGUUAUGCUGCCGCCAUGGUUGGCCUGCCACUGCUCCUCAGGGACUGAAAAAUGAGUUGCGCCCUCGGCUUAAGCUGAGAACUCGAGAGCUUCGAGACUUCGUGCGAAGGCCAAUGGAUCCCUCUGCUCGGGCCAAUGGAAGCUGGGUGGGCAGUUGCUUGACUGCAAGCACCUUGAAGUUGAUUGCUGAGCAUAGAUCAUGAGCUCGUGAUGCCAUUUCUCUCUUGACGACAUCGGUCGGUGGGCGGUUUCAUGGUCAUCUGCCUGCUCUGCUCUGCUGUGGGCACUACUGAGGUCGAGCUUCAGUUUUUCAUCUUCUGAAUUCGGAAGAUGGAGAGUAGGCUUUCGUGCCGUUUCGAAGGGAUCGAAGCCCAGUGAGUGAGCGACUGGAAGAUGUUGCUACGCUACUCGUGCUCUUAGAGCGUCAUGAUCUUGGAGAGCAAAUUCGUUCUUCCAUUUCCCCUCAAGUCCAAGCCCAAAUUUGACCCCAAUUCUGUCGGGUCGUACCAAAUUUCGUUCCCAGCAGGCUUAGAUAUGCACUGCAAGUUGUAUGUAAAGCUCCUGGCCAGAAAUUCUCUUCCAUUGGUUAGCCCUAUCGCCCUCCAUCCAAUCUCGAUCAAAAACUUGGGAUUCAAGGUUUCCGAGGCUACAAUUCAUUGCCGGGUACCUGUGAGCUGAUUAACUGAGCUCGUAAGGCCAGCAGGAACUGCCAAAUCCGAAUCUCAGGGACAAGAUGCUGAAAACUCGUCCCUUCUUCUAAAAUGAGCAACUCAUCUUGUUUAUCUCAAUUUUACAACAUUGAACCGUCGAUGGAGUAACAAAAGAUAGCAACAAUGUCAGAGUCCCCAACCACCGAGAAUUCAGUCACCCCCAGCCCUCCUCAAUCCAGAGAAGGAGCUGCAGAGUCGUCGUCGAGUCCAGAGAAGGAUCCAAAAGCUCCAAGGAAGUCUGUUUACUUCGAGCAAACAAGUGAGUCCGGUCCUCCUGCUGCUGCUGGUAGCAGAAGAUCAUCCCUUGCUAAAGACAAUGUUGGUACUGAAAGUAAGGUCUCUGAACCCUCUCCUGCCAAUGUUGAAGAGAAAACUGAGCCACAGCCUCCGAGGGUACAAGAAUCAGAACCCAGUGAGACCUCGACUGAUGCACCACCACCUGCUGGUGUGGAUGCUCCUAGUAAUAUUUCAACAGGAGCACAAGAGAAGGAACCUCAAGGACCAGAGUCACUGCCAGAUUCCACCCAGGCCUCAUCCCCAUCAGAGCCCAGCCAACCUCUGACUCCCCAGCAGCAGUCGGCAGAAUCACCGUCCCCAAACACUCCUCCGAAGCGUGCAUCUAUCACAGACCCAGAGCAGAUCCAAACCAGUCUUCCAGCUGUGGAUGGGGAGGCCACCAGCUCGUCGGAUCCUGAAAACAUGUCUGGAAAAGGGAGGAGAAUGUCCAGGAGGGCGUCUACGAUGGGACCAGGAGGCAAAUCCAGGAGGAAGUCCUCGGUUUAUAAAGAGAUCGUGGGAUCCAUAGAGAAGAAGAAGGGCCCAAUCGUUCCAGACAAAUUGGGGUUCGGGUCCAGUGAGGACAGAAAAGCCGUAAUGGUCGAGGUGAAAAGGAGAGGGAGUACGGCAGUUCCCAAAGAGCCUGAGGACGUCCAGAAACCUGUGGAAGUGAAGAAAGUUGUUCCUCAGGGCUUAGGAUUUGGAUCUAGUGCAAGAAGAACCACAAUAUUUGACAAGGAUGACACCUACAGCAAGGAGAAGAGGAAGUCUGUGUUCAGCAAGGAGGACGAAAAGGACAUGGCAGGAGGAAGCAAGGGUCGUAGAGUUUCGCAGAUGAAAGAUCCCGGGUCAUUGAUCGACCCUAGGGCAGUAUCAUCAGCAACGACAGCAACGACAGGAACGACAGCAACAACAAUGACAGCCACACCACCGGAAGAUGGUGAUGCCAAGGCCGGAGAGGGAGCUCCGCAAGACAUGAAUCAGCAAGCGUCAGACCAGCAGCAAAUCGAACCAACAGACGGGAAGCAGUUGUCAUCAGAUGAGCUUCAGCAGCUGGUUGUAGGUGAGCAGCAAUUACUACAAGACAUCAGCCAAGAAGGUGAAUCCCCUGUCUACACAAUGGUGGUGGGAGCAGCUGAAAAACCACCACCUGGUGACUUGGGAUCGCCUGGUGGAAAUGAGGACUCCGAGAGCGAUGAGGGAGCGAGGCCAAAGUUCAUGAGAGAUCGAGCUCCUUCCAUCUACGAACGAGCUCCUUCCAUCAAAUACAAUAACGCCCGGGCUCCUUCCAUCGACUCUAUUCCACUGGAUGACAACGAAGGGUUGACCAGCACUCUGCUCGGGGGAAAAGUCGAUGAACCUCUGAGAAACGAGCUCGAGAACUGGUUAAGUUCUGCCAUUCACCGAGUUGACAACAACCUUUCUUCCAAUUGGGCAGAACCGGUUUUACGGCAUGACAAGGACUCUCCCAGACGGACAUCCGAGCCGCCCAGAGCUCCUAGAAACACACUGGUGGCUCAACCGGACUCUUCUUCCACAUCGUCCAAAGACCUGAGUAGACGCCCUUCCAUGACUUCACUGAGAAAUAUGCAACGCAGCUCAGUUUUGAGCAUGAACAUUUUAGCCGGAACUUUAUCAGAUGAGAAUAAGUUGCUGAACACGUGGGAGCUCACUGAUCCAACGCCUUCUCCCAAGCAGGAGAUGCAAGAUUACAGUGCUCCAGAGACUGCUAUUUUGACUCCAAAGGUCGUCGUAUCAAGUGGAGGAGAACAACGGGAUUCUCACUGGACUCCGGAAACGGCCGAAGAGGGUCUGAGGAGGCUUCAGAGGGAAGUGGAGCAGAGGGCAUGGGCAACUAACAUUGCCAAGAAAUCACCUCGCUUGCUCUUGCCCGACAGCCUCAGGAAGAGGAAGAAACCUGCCGAAUCCGUAGCUGCCUCUGAUUACCUGCAUUCAGAAUCUGGCCAAGGGCCCCCUGUCCAAGACAAAAUUCUAAACAAAGAUUUGCUAUGCCGUUAUGGAGGCACUGAAGAUGCAGCAAAACUAAAAAACGCAGGGCUUUCAGGCCUCAAUAUCGUCGGUGUGGCUGAAUCAGAUCUGGCACAGUUCAGCAACCUCCAGUGUCUAGAUCUCUCGAUCAAUCAACUGAACAUGCAAGAUUUAUGUGCACUCUCUCAGCUCAGGAAGUUGAGCCUCAUGAGCAAUCAAAUCUAUCACUUGAGACUGCCAUCUGGACACUUUAAUCAGCUUCAAAAACUAUUACCUGGGUGAAGGUUUCCUAUGUGUACUCUGGAAUUGUUGGGCAUGAAACUUCCAGGCAUUGGAUCUCUCUUACAAUCUAUUGGGUGGCUCUGCAAUUGUUGACCUAUCGAAUCUUCCAGUACUUGAGACACUGAAUGUGAACCAUAACAGUAUUGCUGAGAUCCCAGAGGCGGCGGGUGGCCAAACAUGGUCAUUUCCCCGUCUGAGGAUCUUUUCAGCAGCUCAUAAUUUUAUCAAAUCUCGAUCCCUCCUACCCUUGAGCAAGAUUCCGCGUUUGGAGAAACUGUUGCUCCCUCACAAUAGAAUUCGAGGAGUUCCCGAUGAGAUCAACGAGAUUGGCAUGGACUUCCCUCGACUCAAGAUACUGGACCUCACAAACAACACGGUUGCAGAUUCUCACAGAUUGACACCAUUGUUACGAUGUCGCUCUUUGAAGCAGCUACUUCUAUUGGAAACGCCAAUCGCAAGGAAGCUCGUUUGUGAUGGAGCGAAUAAAUUACUCGAUUCUGCAAGACCAAUUCUACAACACAUAUUACGUGCACAGCAAGCGGGCCAGAACUGGAUCACAGAGCAGUCUCCGCCUGAAAAGGCUCAGUUCGAAGAGAAGAUGCACAUCAUACCGCAGUUUAAAGCCCCGGAGAUUAAAUUAUUUGACUCCAAGGCGGAACAAGAGAUGGCAUAUGUCUUCAAGUACACCAGCGAAGAUAUCCGCAAGGAAGCUGGUGAUAAGCAUUGUGGACUGCACCAAGGAUAUACAAGUCAAAUCUUGCCGUUCAUAGAUGACUUUGGAGAGCCUGUUAUGUCCAUCUCUGAAACGAGGGAGUGGGAUCGUGUGCCUUCUGAAGUGGCCACGAGUGACAUUCCUCCAUCCAUGGAUGAAGCUAUGGACAACAUUCAAAUCAGCACAAACCUGACCCAGAACCAUCUCACGGAUGCGAGUGCUGCCAUAACGUGCUUACAAAACACCUUGGGAGUUCCGUUUCGAGAGGUUGAAUUCAAUCCUAAACACUACUUGACGAUGACGAAGUCGGGGAUAAUAAGAGUGAAUGAGUACAGACUAGGCAACCAAGAAUUGACAAGCCCGCGGAAGGACGCUGUCUAUCUGGCGCAAAGAUUUCUAUACCAAGCCGAGGUGGAAGAGAGAGGAAAAGUUCAUAAUGUACUGGAGCGAAUGAGACUACAUCUGGCAGAAAUGGACGACGUUUUGCAGGAAACGUUGAUUCAACCACCACCAUUUUCACCCCCAAGGAAGAUGUCCAGUGUAGGAGAUUAUACAGAUUCUGAAGGAAUGCUCACAUUUCGGUAAUGGGUCUUGAGUUUAGUUUAUUGCUCAUCGGGCACAUACUUAGUGUUGUACAAAAAUCCUCGCUUUACAACACUCGCUCACAAAGUCUGCACUUUAUCCUGGGACAUUACUGCCAAUCUUAAUAAAGAUAAUUGCAGUCA
This is a messenger RNA of Marchantia polymorpha subsp. ruderalis, 5099 nucleotides long. The record is from the annotation of a GenBank genome assembly. Lineage: Eukaryota; Viridiplantae; Streptophyta; Marchantiopsida; Marchantiales; Marchantiaceae.